Messenger RNA from Benincasa hispida (wax gourd), 2658 nucleotides. Its product is annotated as inactive receptor-like serine/threonine-protein kinase At2g40270. Lineage: Eukaryota; Viridiplantae; Streptophyta; Magnoliopsida; Cucurbitales; Cucurbitaceae. The record is from RefSeq and is a predicted model, not a curated record. Gene Ontology annotation, biological process: protein phosphorylation. Gene Ontology annotation, molecular function: protein binding; protein kinase activity; ATP binding.
AGCCGUCGGAGCCGAAUCACCGAUAUUUCGGUCCUGGUUUUUUGUUCUUCUUCUUCUUUGUAUCGGUUUAAUAUUUAUUAUUUUAACAUAAUUUUAGAAUAUAGAUCCUCUUAAGACUGUGAGAAAGUUGGCAAAGUUUACGCGCUUUCUUCUGAGACCCAUCUUAAUUUGCUCCACUUCCGUAGCUACAAAAUUCCUCUAUUUGUAUCUCACAACCCUAUUUUUAAGUUAGAUCUUUGUUUGACUGAGAAUUUCUUAACUUUGCCGGCCGGAGUGAUUAUAGGGAUGGAUGAACGGUGGGUAUUUCGCCGGCAGCGGCUGCGGUGGGUGUUGCUAACGGUGGUGAUGUUGCUUUUACAGAGUACGAGACUCUGUUUUUCUAUGAACAAUGAAGGUUUAGCGUUGUUGAGAAUUCGUGAAGGAAUUUUAAGAGACCCAUUUGGUGCUUUAGCGAAUUGGAAUGAUAAAGGUGGGGAGUUUGAUCAUUGUUCUUGGUUUGGUGUGGAGUGUUCUGAUGGGAAAGUCGUGAUACUGAACUUGAGAGAUCUUUGUCUUGGAGGGACAUUGGCACCGGAAAUGGGCAAAUUGCCCUACAUAAAAUCCAUCAUUCUUCGAAACAACUCCUUUCAAGGAGGAAUUCCCCUUGAGAUUGGGGAGUUGCUUGAGCUAGAGGUUUUGGAUUUGGGAUUCAAUAACUUCUCUGGGCCAUUUCCCUUGGAUCUUGGGAAUAACUUGUCUCUAACCACCUUGCUUCUUGAUCAUAAUGAAUUCAUUACCAGCAUAACUCCUGAAGCCUAUGAGCUCAAUUUGCUCUCUCAAACUCUAGUUGAUGAGGAGCAGCUCUCCAGCAUUCACAGCAAAUCUUCUUAUACUAGAGACAGUGUAUGCUGGAAUCUUGGCCAGCUUCAAGAUGUGGAUUACCGGAGGCAGUUGCUAGGAGAUGGAGGAGUUCAAUCUCCCAGACGUUCGUUCUUUUCAUUACCACCGUCUUCCUUUGCUUCGUCUCCAUCUCCAUUAUCACCUUCAGAUCCACCAUUCUCUCCAGCACCCUCCCCAAGUUCCCCAUCAGCACCUCCCACAAAGGCUCCAGCCUCUUGGUGGUCAUCAGCACCUGCUCCUAGCCUCCAUUUGAGUCCUGCACGACCGCCUGCUGUAGCUCCGACCCUACGCUCACCAGUUCAUGUUCUCACACCGCCUCACUCCCGUAGCGUUCCUCCACGCUCCUCAGCUCCAUCUCCAAGUCUAAUUGGGAGGAGUAAUAAGAAUAAAAAUCACCAAGUUCUAAUAUUGACAGGAAUUAUAGCAGGAUCAUUGUUCUUGUUGUUUGUAACUGUUGGAAUUUUGAUGUUCCGAAGCAGUAAGGUUGUUACGGUGAAGCCUUGGGCCACAGGUUUGAGUGGACAGCUGCAGAAGGCAUUUGUAACAGGUGUCCCGAAGCUUAAGCGAUCCGAACUCGAAGCAGCUUGUGAAGACUUCAGCAAUAUAAUUGGAUCCUUUUCCGACAUCACUGUAUAUAAGGGAACUCUUUCCAGUGGGGUUGAAAUAGCUGUGACAUCAACUGCAGUGACAUCAAAUGCAGAUUGGUCAAAAACUAAAGAAGAACAGUUCAGGAAAAAGAUCGAAACUUUGUCAAGGGUGAACCAUAAAAACUUUGUCAGUCUCAUUGGUUUUUGUGAAGAAGCACAACCAUUCACAAGGAUGAUGGUUUUUGAAUAUGCUCCAAAUGGAACUCUCUUUGAGCAUCUCCACGUAAAAGAAGCUGAGCACCUGGAUUGGGAGAUGAGACUAAGAAUAGCAAUGGGAGUAGCAUACUGCUUAGAGCAUAUGCACCAGCUGGAUCCGCCUGUUGUACAUAGACAUCUUUGUUCGUCUUCAGUGUACCUCACAGAAGACUAUGCCGCCAAGUUGUCGGAUUUUAGCUACUGGAGUGAAGCAACAGGAGCAAAGUUAGGAUCAAUAACGAUCGAGCUCUUGGAAACAUCACCAGCGGAUUCAGAGAGCAAUAUUUAUAGCUUUGGAGUAAUUUUGUUAGAAAUGAUUACGGGUAGAAUUCCAUUCUCGGUUGAUGAUGGCUCUCUUGCAGAUUGGGCAUCAAAUUUUCUCAAGGGGGAGCAGUUGUUAAGAGAUAUAGUUGAUCCAAUUCUAAGCUCCUUCAAAGAAGAACAGCUUGAAAAUUUGUCUCACGUGAUAAAAAUGUGCGUCAAGCCCGAGCCGAAGCAAAGACCGACAAUGUCCGAGAUUGCUUUAAGGUUGAAAGAAAUCACAGCAUUGGAGCCUGCUGGAGCAACACCAAAGCUAUCUCCUCUGUGGUGGGCAGAACUUGAAAUCUUGUCUACAGAUACAAACUGAGUUCAAGUUGAACAUCAAGUUCAAAGUUGACUUAUGCUGUCCUUUUCUUUUAGGAUUUUCAAAAAUUCUUUUGUUGAUUUUAGUAGUAAUUGGUUGUUUGACUGUAAAAUGAGUAAGAAAUGUUCCAAAAGGUAGCAAAAUAGCAGCAGGGGUUGAGUAGGGAGGAUGCCGUUCUUCACUUAUGCAAAGUGGUAAGAAAUGAAACUUGUACAUAAAAGAAGCUGCUAAGCCUAUGUUGUAAAAGCUCAACAACAUAAAUAUGUAUAUGCAUGUUUCUUCAAUGAUAAUGACCGUGGUUUUCUGUGUGUG